GUUUAAAUACGGUGCGCGGUUGGUUUGUUCACCGGUAAAGCUUUGGUGAUGUGGAAGGUGCGCUAGAACAAGUACACGUGGUGGAGUGUGCGGAUUUGACCGGGAAGGUGGUGUAUGGGUGGACGUGACUCGCAGCACCACCCCAACUUCAACAUGACUUUAACCCCCACUCCACACAUGUCACAUCCCUCGCCAAGUGUGACCUGAUGCCGUCAUCCCCGUUGAAUCCUCAACCAAGACCGAUGGCUCACUUACCGGGAACCACAAACAUGCCGUACAUGGGCGGACAAUCGCACACCGAUGGAAGCCCGUUUACAGUGUCACACUCGCCAGCCGCAUCCAACUGGCCCGGAUCACCGGGAAUGCCGCGACCAUCAUCACGACCUUGCCAAAAUCCGGACCACAAGGCGAAGACUCCACACCACAAAACUUCCCGCAUUCUGCCAGCUGCAACUGCAGGCCAAUUAUAUCCAUCAGCUGAUUCAUGGCCGCAUCGUGGACAGUCCGGACGCGUUGGCUGAGGUGUACAACUGCUUGCGCUAUUUCUCGCGGUUGAUUGUUUACCACCAAGGACGCGACGUGCAAGUUGAACUCCACGCUGCAACUGCUGUGCGACAAAGUGAGGGACGCGGCCCCGGAAUUUCUGCGCAACCGGCUGAAGGUCGCCCUGCAGGGAACGCUGAUAGAAGUUGA
Messenger RNA from Culex pipiens pallens (northern house mosquito), 693 nucleotides. RefSeq lists its product as uncharacterized. Lineage: Eukaryota; Metazoa; Arthropoda; Insecta; Diptera; Culicidae. Bases 301 to 693 code for a protein of 130 amino acids. The transcript has 4 exons. The record is from RefSeq and is a predicted model, not a curated record.